GGAAUUGUGUACGCCUACAUUUGCCACCUCCGCGCUUCAGAGGCUGGGGCAACAACGCCAGCACAAUUUGUUGAAGCAUUGCGCUUUUCAAAUGCCCUGCUUGGCUUUUGCAAGACCAGCCUUGAUGAUAUGCUCAGUGCACGUGUUGUGGGUGCCUCACACUCCAUAUAUCUGACAAAGAGGGUGCGCCGGCCGGCAGAGGUGCUCACGGUUUCUGAGGUUCAACAGCUGGAAUCCAUUUGUUUGCAGGAUGAGUCGCUGCAUCGCCGUGUCAUUGCUGGGCAUUUUCUCUUUUGCAUGAUGGCAGCUGCUAGGUGGCAUGAUUCAAUGCAUGCUGUCUCCAUGGAACUUUCGAAGGCAGACCACCUUUGCUUGUUGGAGGCGGCAACAUCAAAGCACAAGUCGUCACGUACCAAGGAACAGCAGAGGGAGCUGCUGCCAUUUACUGCACUGGGACAAACCUUGGCUGUUGAAAACUGGGCAGACUCAUGGCUGAGUGCAAGAGAGGAUUCAUGCAGCUUUGAAUGGUGCCAUUUUUUGUGCUCUUGGUCCGAACAUCAAGGCGAUUGGGCAGACACAAAGAUGUCAACCGCUGAGGCCACCGUUUGGCUAAGAGAACUGCUGGAGCCCAUGGUAGGGCCAGACCGGUCGGCGGUGCUGACUGUGCACGGCCUGAAGGCCACGAUGUUGAGCUGUGCGGCAAAGAGCAUGCUGUUCACCCCAGAGGAGCAAUUGGCGCUUGGACACCAUGUGAGCUCUCACUACAAGUCUGCCUUGAUUUACUCUCGUGAUAAUCAGAUUGGCCUUUGCAAAAAGAUUUAUCACAUGAUGGACAAGAUCAAAGCAGGUACUUUCAACCCUGAUGGCAGCCGUGUUCAAAGGUUGCUGCAACUAACGAUGGCCAGGGCCCAAGAGUUGCAGUCGGAUGAUGACAGUGACACUUCAUCUACCUCCACUGACGCUUCAAGUGUGGCUUCAUCAGAGGGGGAGCACCGUGAGCCGGAACCGUCCUCUUUCAGACGGUUGGAUGCAGCAGACAUUGACCGACCAAUCAACAAGAACCCGAUGCCUAACAUGUUUCAGUUGCAUGUGGCAGAGGUCAAUUUUGAGGUGUCCUUGAGAUUGGAAUCAUCCGAGUUCAUUUGCAAUUUCUUGUCUGAGCUGCGUGAACACCACGGCAUUGCACAAAACUUUAACUUGGUACUUCAAGCUGAAUAUCCUCCGCUGCUAUGCAACCGCAUGGCUGAAUGUGUGCGACAGUCAGCAGCAAGCAUGGGUGUUAUCCCAAGCCUUCAACCACGCUUGAAAGAGCUGCUCAACCUGAAUUUGGGGCAUCAGACCUUGCGGCAUGAGCCGUUGAUUCCAGAGUAUGCAACGGUUUUUCAAACAGAUGCUCCCGUUCAACAUGAAUCGCAUAAACUCCUGUCAGCUCCUUUUUCACAGGGGCACCAUAGCACUGAGCAGCCAGAAGGAACACAGGAACACAAGUCAAAGAGACCGAGAAAGGAGUUUAAAUAUGGGGUGUGGCAUACACCCGAACAGUUCCUGACUAGAGCUGAAGCUGUUGUUCACCCCAUGGACAAUGAAUCCUUUUUGCAUGAAGCUACAAAGAAUGCUAUCAAGAAAGUGGUCAGAACUGACCCUAUGGUUUUGGCAAAGGAGCGCUUGGCCACCGUUUUCAACCUGCGUAAACUGACAGACGAACUGAAGUGCCAAGAGUUGGCACUCAAGGACACAAUGCACCCAGAUGUCAAAAGAUGCACAGCGUCCAAGAACAUCAUCCUUUUUGAGCACGUCCUCAAACAGCUUGGCUUUUGGGAUAUGGAGGUUGUUUCCCUGUUGAAACAGGGAAUUCCUCUGGUGGGGUUGCAAGCGGCCCCUAAUGGAUACAGAGAGCAGCUGGUGCCAGCAUCCAUCACAGAGGACGAGUUGAUACAGUCAGCAGCUUGGAGGCGUAAGUCUCUGAUGUGUCAAUCCAAGCGCUUUAAACCUGAAGAGGAAGCCGCUCUCCUCGAGACCACGGCUGAAGAAGUGGCGAAGGGUUUUUUGGAGGGGCCGUAUUCAGAACAGGAAAUUUCCGUUUUGUUGGAAACUGAGGACUGGUCCCUCAGCCCGCGUUUUGUCCUCUUCCAGGGAACUGGCGGCAAAAUCAGAGUGAUAGAUGAUGCAAAAAAGAGCUCGGUUAAUGCAGCUUACAGUUCCACCGUCAAGUUGCAGCUCCAGGAUGUGGACUAUGCGGCUAACAUGGUCUUGUUUUUGAUGUCAGAAUCGGCGGCAGCCGGCAUUUCAGGUGAUGAGUGGAUGGGCAAGACCUUCGACCUUAGCAAGGCUUACAAACAACUUGCCAUUCUUCCUGCCCACCAGAAACAUGCGGCGGUAGGAUUUCCUGUGAGUGGCACCUGGAGAUUCUAUCGAAGUAUCUCCCUUCCUUUCGGUUGCACUGGUAGCGUGUAUGGCUUUGUGAGGGCUGCAGGGUGCUUUCUCUUGCGUUCAGCGUUUGCGGGUGCCUUUGACUUGUUGGGCGUGAACUUCAACCUUGCUUGGACUCCAAAGGGGAUCUUGCAGGUCACCAACAAAACUACGAGGAUCGAAAAGCUAUGCGCUCUUUUGGACAAGGUCAAGAGCGAAGGUGAGCAAAUCAUCUCUCAGAUCGAACUUUGGGCCCUCGUAGCAAUCAGAUGGCAUUUCCGUGAGCGACUUGAAAGCCGAAGAUUAAUCUCUUGGAUCGACAACGAAGCUGCAAGAGUUUGUGCAAUAAAGGCGUCGAGCCCGUCUCCAACCAUGAGGGCUCUCACGAGAGUUCUGGCAGACAUGGAAGUGGCAUGGCCAGUUUUUGCUUGGACGGAACGCGUAUGCUCAUUCUCCAAUCCUGGAGAUUUGCCAUCGCGACAUAAACUGAGUGAAGCCAUGCGUCGCUUCAAUGUUGCUGAUGGGGGCAUUGUGGACGCCACUGCCGAACUUGCCACAACAAUAGUUGGACUCCAUGAACGACCUUUUAGUGCUGCUCUCCUUUUCCACAGGGGCACAACACCUGAGCACCAAGCACGAAAUGCCAGCUGA
Molecule: messenger RNA, 3060 nt
Organism: Cladocopium goreaui
Lineage: Eukaryota; Dinophyceae; Suessiales; Symbiodiniaceae
Source: the annotation of a GenBank genome assembly